This is a messenger RNA of Amaranthus tricolor (Joseph's coat), 1332 nucleotides long. RefSeq names its product peroxidase 56-like. Gene Ontology annotation, cellular component: plasmodesma; plant-type cell wall. The transcript has 4 exons. Bases 60 to 1043 code for a protein of 327 amino acids. The record is from RefSeq and is a predicted model, not a curated record. Gene Ontology annotation, biological process: response to oxidative stress; hydrogen peroxide catabolic process. Gene Ontology annotation, molecular function: peroxidase activity; heme binding. NCBI's taxonomy places the organism in Eukaryota, Viridiplantae, Streptophyta, Magnoliopsida, Caryophyllales, Amaranthaceae.
AUUGGAAUCAUAGCACAUAACUCCUUGUAAUAGUAAUUAAGCUAAGAGAUCAUAUAACAAUGGCUGCUAAUUUUAAAACAUCUUUUUUUCAUUUAUGUGUUGUUGUUUUAAUCAUAAAUAGUGUUGAAAUUGAAGGUAAUAUUAAGGUGGGGUUUUAUAAGGAGUCAUGUCCUCUUGCUGAGACCAUUACUAGUAAUGUCGUUAAAAAGACUUUGUCUGUGGCACCUUCCCUCUCUGGCCCCUUAUUGAGAAUGUUUUAUCAUGAUUGCUUUGUUAGGGGUUGUGAUGCUUCCGUCCUGUUAGAUUCUCUUGCAAAACAAGCUGAGAAAGAUGCGCCACCAAACAAAAUUCUGAGAGGAUAUGAAGUUAUAGAGAGGGUCAAGACCGCAUUGGAAAUACAUUGUCCAGGAGUUGUUUCGUGUGCUGAUAUUGUAGCUUUGGUAUCUAGGGACGUUGUGGUUGAGACUGGUGGAGCUUCAUGGCAAGUUGAAACGGGAAGAAGAGAUGGUGUUGUUUCAUCGAUUAAUGAAGCUUUAGCUAAUUUGCCACCACCCUUUGCCAAUAUAAGCUCUUUGAAACAAGCUUUUAAGCAAAGAGGACUCAAUGACAAGGAUCUUGUUGUCUUAUCAGGUGCACACACAAUAGGCAUAGCACAAUGCUCCUCAUUCCUAAACAGGUUGUACAAUUUCACCGGAAAAGGAAACCAAUUCUUUGAUCCAUCCAUGGAUCCCUCUUACGUAGCUGCAAUGAGGAAGAAAUGUUUAAAAAAUGGACCAAAUAAUUUGGUAGAAAUGGAUCCAGGAAGUUCAAAGGUAUUUGAUGAACAUUACUAUGAACUUGUGUCAAAAAGAAGGGGAUUAUUUGAAUCAGAUGCAGCUUUACUGGAUGAUGUUGAAACUAAAACUUAUGUACAAACACAUAAGGGUGGAAAUGCAGAAAGUUUCUUUAAAGAUUUUGGAGUUUCCAUGGUUCGUAUGGGUAGGAUUGGUGUUCUAACUGGGAAUGCUGGUCAAAUAAGAAAAGUAUGUUCAAAGGUUAAUUAAUUAAAACUAAAUAUUUAAAUAAUUAUGUGGGAAAUUAAAUUUUUUUUUUGUUGUUUUAUUUUAUUUUUCUUAUGUUGUGUCCUUUGAAAUUGUUGAUGCUCCACAGGAUAAGUUUGCCACAUUUGUAACCUGUAUUUUAUUACCUACUUUUGUGUGAGUUGCAAAAUUAAAAUGUAAAUAAUGAUCAAGGGAUUUGUAAUCAUUGGCGCCAAGUUGAAUGAAGAAAAGUCAUGUAUGUGAUUGUCAAACAUGCAUCAUUUUUUUUUUAUAAAGUAAGUUGUAGAGGUAU